Molecule: messenger RNA, 1502 nt
Organism: Durio zibethinus
Lineage: Eukaryota; Viridiplantae; Streptophyta; Magnoliopsida; Malvales; Malvaceae
Source: RefSeq, a predicted model, not a curated record
ACCCCUUUUUUCUCUUUCACAAACCUUUUUAUGGAAAAAAAGCGAUAAAAAGGAAAAAUCUCAAGGAUUGUACAACACUGCUGCAGCUACGGGUAGGCGGAGGGACGAGGGAAAGAAAAGCCGCCCAGAAACAAAGAAAAUAAAAAAUCGGUUGGUAAACAUAAUAAUAAGCAAAUGAACAUAAUAGCAUUACCAAUGAGGCUGCUUUUGCCUUUAGCCACUCCCACCAGAACUCCCUCUUCUUCUUAUUGUUAUUGCUCUUCUUUUCUCUCUUCUCCCAACCCUAAUUUCACUUUCUUCUCUCAUUCUCGUCUCCCAUGUCCUGCCAGAAGAAACCCACAUUCUUUCUCCAAGCACAAGGGAAUGUUUUUAUGUACUGGUAUAGUGGCUUUUUGGACAUAGAAGAGGGGAUCAAGAGAUUGAUGGCUAUAGAUAUGACGAGGAGAGUAACAUGUGCUUAUUCAGUUCUGAUGAAGAUACAGGGACACAGAUUCCAACACAAGCCCAAUCUAUUGCUGAAGGAUCUGGGGCAGUUACUGUUUCAGAGUUGAAACCUGUUCCUGAUGUGGAUUAUUUGCAGGAAUUAUUAGCAAUUCAGCAACAAGGGCCUAGAUCCAUUGGGUUUUUUGGGACACGGAAUAUGGGAUUCAUGCACCAAGAGCUUAUUGAGAUUCUUAGCUAUGCAUUAGUUAUAACUAAAAACCAUAUUUAUACAUCAGGUGCAUCAGGAACUAAUGCAGCUGUUAUCAGAGGUGCUUUAAGAGCAGAGAAACCAGAGUUGCUUACAGUAAUAUUGCCCCAGAGCUUGAAGAAACAACCACCUGAGAGUCAGGAAUUAUUAGAAAAGGUGAAGACUGUGAUAGAGAAGCCUUAUAAUGAUCAUCUACCUCUGAUAGAAGCCAGCAGGCUGUGUAAUAGGGACAUCAUUUCACAUGUACAGCAAGUUAUUUGCUUUGCCUUCCAUGAUAGCAAGUUGCUCAUGGAAACAUGCCAAGAAGCCAAGAGUCUCCGGAAAAUUGUUACUCUCUUUUAUCUGGACUGAAACGAUGUCUUCAAUUGUCCAUACAUUAUUUAGGGAUAGAGAGAGAGAGUGAGCUUUUGUUUGUAAAUUAUACAAAUUGGUUUUAACAAUGAGAAUGGGGCCAAUUUGCUCCUUUCAUUGCAAGUCCAGUGGUGUUCUUAUUGGUUCACUGAAUACUGAAAGUAAAAUAAUUGUUAUAUGCAUGUUGUUCCGCAUUAAUUGUAAAACAAAAUUGGAUCAUUGGAAACUAGGCUUCAUUUAAAUGGGGCUACUGCGCGUCCAUAGAGUUGGCAAAUCUGAUCUGUGACCUAACCCGAUAAAAACUGAACUAAAAAAAUUUGGAAAUGCCGCUAAAUGUCUGUAUUCUCUCCCGAACUUGAUAGAAACUGGAUUAAAAAAGAAAAAAAAAAUUGAACUCAAGGCGAUCCAAAUUUGAAAAAGUACAAAAUCAAUGCUCCAAUACAUAGAGAUUUGAAUUGAA